AUGACAUCAAUACUAUCGCAGCCAUCCACGAGUCGAGCGGGUGCUCUUCUAGCGAUGUCAAUAGCGAGGCCCCUUCCUCUUCUUCUAGCUUCACGUAUACCGCUUCCAUCGCAAAGGCAACUGAGCACAUCGCGUCCUCAUAAAAUAAGUCACUUUGACACUUACUUGUUUGUGGAGAAGUUAGAGAAGAACGGAAUGACGCGUAAACAGUCUGAAGGGGUGAUGAGUGUAUUAGCUGAAGUGGUGGAAGAAAGCAUAAAAGGAAUGGAAAGUGGUUUAGUCAGUAAAGCCGAGCAAGAAAAGCAACGGUACACUGAGAAAGUAGAUUUCGCUCGACUGAAAUCCGAAUUACAAUUACACGAGAAGAAUGAUCUAUCGUUAAUGAAAGCAGAGAAUGAUCGAUUAAUGGCAGAUGUUGAAAAGUUGAAACAGAGAUUACGUGAAGAAGUCACAAGAACACAAGCAGGUGUUAGAUUAGAUCUGAAUUUGGAAAAAGGUAGAAUAAGAGAUGAAUCAAGUCAACAAGAAUUGAAAAUAAAAGAGGUUGAUACUAGAAUAGAAAGUGAAAUAGCAGGUCUAAGGACUCAAAUUGAACAAGCUAAAUUCAGUAUAUUACAAUACCUUGUUGGUGUGGCUACUGGUUCAGGUGCUUUAUUGCUCGCAUACAUGAGAAUGAUGAGAUAG
Messenger RNA from Kwoniella shivajii, 684 nucleotides. RefSeq lists its product as uncharacterized. The record is from RefSeq and is a predicted model, not a curated record. Gene Ontology annotation, cellular component: mitochondrion. Bases 1 to 684 code for a protein of 227 amino acids. Lineage: Eukaryota; Fungi; Basidiomycota; Tremellomycetes; Tremellales; Cryptococcaceae. The transcript is spliced from 5 exons. Gene Ontology annotation, biological process: mitochondrial respiratory chain complex IV assembly.